Messenger RNA from Metarhizium album ARSEF 1941, 1413 nucleotides. RefSeq lists its product as uncharacterized. Gene Ontology annotation, biological process: tRNA-type intron splice site recognition and cleavage. The transcript has a single exon. Gene Ontology annotation, cellular component: tRNA-intron endonuclease complex. The coding region runs from base 1 to 1413 and encodes 470 amino acids. The record is from RefSeq and is a predicted model, not a curated record. NCBI's taxonomy places the organism in Eukaryota, Fungi, Ascomycota, Sordariomycetes, Hypocreales, Clavicipitaceae.
AUGUCCUUCGACGACGAUGACGAAGACGACAAUCCUGCCGCCGAACCGCCCUCUCAAACUCCAAAUGGCGCGUCAACCGCCGAAGAGGCCAUGGAAGACGGCGUCCCAGAUUACAGGCUCUUCUCAUCCAUGUUCAGCAAAAACAACGUCUCCAGCAAAGGCAUCCGCAAGGGCGAAAAAGACUUUGAAUCCCACGGCACCCAAGCGCAGGAGAACACCCUCGAGGCAAGCAGACAGGCACUCGAUGAUGUCCUCCGCUACAGCCGCGUCCACCGCCACGAAUCCUGGAUCCGAGCUUGGUAUUUCCCAGACUGGUGGACUCAGCAGCGGCCAGACGGCAGUCCAGACGAUCCACUGCUUCACGAGCGCGUCGUGGUGGUAGAACACGAACGCGGCAACUGGAUGAGAGACAUUGGACGAGCUGUUUCCGGCCACAAAGACCAACUCGGGGUGGGCCGGCUCUGGCUGCUCCCCGAAGAAGCACUAUAUUUAAUCGAACGAGGAACCGUGGACAUCUGGUGGCCCGAUAAGGAACUCGGAGUGCUCCUUCCACGGCGCGUUGACAGCGGACCUGCCAGAAACCAGUUUGGCCCCGAUGAUUACGACGCCGGCGUGCCGUUGACCGUGGAAGCAGCGUACUCCUUGUUGGUGGGAUACGAAGGCGAGUGCGGCAAGACGACGUUGCCGAAAUUCCAAGUAUACACUCAUCUCAAACGAGCUGGAUUCCACGUCAUGCGCGCGCCGACAAAUCCUGAAUUCGGACACAUGGGGCCAUCGCCGCCCCCGCCGUGCUCGCAAUCACUAUGGCAGUGGCUCUUCUCUUUGGUCAGUCGACAAGAUACACCGCGUCAUGGAUCCUACGGCCCCCUCGUGCAGCAAGGUCUCUACAGAGCAUAUCGUCCCAUCUACCAACAACUCGCCGUCAUCCCACGACAUAUACCAUCGGUGCAUCCUGAAGAACACCACCUUGUCCAAGAACCCUUCCGAGUUCACUUCCACGUCUGGAAACCCGGUGGCAAUGCCUUUUCCAAGAAAAACCCUCCUGCCCCGGAUUUUCGCGUCAGCGUUGCAGAUACAGCUGAUUCCGGACUACCUACCCUAGAGCAAAUUGAGGCACUGCUGGAAUCGACGCCGCUUAAUUUGCCCAAUCCGGCAUGGCAAGGGCCAGGGAAGCUAUACCAACGACUGAAGCACGGUCAUCGAAAUGUUCUCGUGGCGGUGGUGGACCGGGGGCUAGUCAACUUUAUGAGAUUUGGAGAGGCAGCCUUUGGAGAAGAACGCCUCUUUGAGAGGUUCGAUUCACGAGGCGGCGGUACAAGAGGUGGCAAGAAGGGCGGACGCGGUCCUGGACGCGGGCGCGGACGCGGCCGUGGCAGAGGUAGGGGAAUUCGGACUAAUGGUGGCAGAGGUUGA